Molecule: messenger RNA, 1231 nt
Organism: Spodoptera exigua (beet armyworm)
Lineage: Eukaryota; Metazoa; Arthropoda; Insecta; Lepidoptera; Noctuidae
Source: the annotation of a GenBank genome assembly
CAUAAAUUAAAAAAGAAAAUGUCAAAAUAGAAAAUGGCUGUCAAUUUAAAAGUCAAGUAAACAAGGUAAACACAAAGCUUUAUUGAGCAUUUAAUUUAAUUUAAAUCAUGAGCAGCCGCAAUCCUAAUACUUUAAUGAGUGUGCCGGACGAGCAAUUUGACUAUUUGUUCAAAAUAGUACUCAUUGGUGACUGCGGAACCGGAAAAACAUGCAUUGUGCAACGGUUGAAAUCUGGUAACUUCAUAGAAAGGCACGGAAAUACAAUAGGCGUAGACUUUUCAAUGAAAACAUUGAUAGUGGAUGGGAAGAAAGUCAAGCUUCAGAUAUGGGACACUGCGGGGCAGGAGCGGUUCAGAACUAUCACACAGAGUUACUACCGCUCUGCGAACGGUGUAAUAAUUGUAUAUGACAUCACAAAAAGAUCAACAUUUUUGUCCUUACAAAAAUGGAUUGAAGAAGUCAGAAGGUACACAUCGUCCAAUGUGAUAGUUUCACUGAUCGGUAACAAGUGUGACUUGACUGAUCAGCGAGAAGUAGAGCCGGAUGAGCCUCAGUCAUUUUGCCGUUACGUACCAGAAAUUAUGUUCGUGAUGGAGACAUCUGCAAAGGACAACACUAAUGUUGAAGACACAUUCCGCAGUUUGGCCACAGAAUUAAAGAGGCAGCACGACAACAGUGAGGGUCCGCCCGCAGACUCUGAUGCAGUGGUACUUGGAGAAAGUCACUCAGUAACGAGAUGUCAACCGUGCCGGUCAUCCUAGGUCAAUAGAUUUGAGUAGGUAACCUAGACCAAAUGUUUAUUGUGGCCCUUGCAUGGUGCGUGACGUGGUUAGGUUAGAACGUAGUUAUGCGAAAAUGUUCCUUAUUGACUGUCAUUUGAGUACUUUAUUGUACACUAAAAAAAUUCGGAAAAAUUAUGUUUUAGUUGAAUGUGCUAUUGACUUCGUUUUUAUUAAGAUCUCUUAGAGACAGCCUUUGGUGUAGGUUUCAUUCAGUACGAACCACAAGUUUAUAAAAGGUAACCCAAUAUAAAAAACCCUAAUUUGUCCAGUAAGGUCUUCGAAAAUGUGAUUAUCAUUCGAAUCACUCGUCAGAGUAGAAUAUUUUUGCGUAAUUACAUCGAUUUUACUACAUAUUGCCAUGCAAGUCGCCGUGCUUCUCGUCACAAACAUAGAAUUUUAUGUUUUUGUUUUUUUUCCUUAUUCGUGGUAAUUUUACCAGUGAUAUAAAA